GUUGCUUUUAGCAUUUAGAUUCUUAAUGCAAAAAUGGGGUUGCAUUUAGUUGCAUUUAGGUGACGAAUUUUAUACGGAUAAAUGCAAUGCAAUUUUCCACGUCGGUCUGCCAAGGAUGCCACUUGGAUAAUAGGUGCAAAGCGUCUUCUAAGACAUUUAUAUUGUCAUGGGAUUCCCAUAGGCUUGGCCAAAAGUUCCGGGGAAUCGAUGGUCGAAAUAAAAAUCACAAACCAUCGUGAAACCCGAUUCAUCAAAAUGCCUGAUGGACCUCUUGGAGUACGAGCAGCAUUGAGUGCAGGAAUGCAGGUAGUAAUAGUGCCUGACCAGCCUGUGCCGAAGAAACUCUACGAAGGGGCAACAAUAGUUUUCAAAUCGUUACAAGAUUUCAAACCAGAAUAUUAUGUCUUGCCGCCAUUUCCCUCAAUUUAAAUAGUUUA
Rhagoletis zephyria (snowberry fruit fly) is the source of this 437-nucleotide messenger RNA. RefSeq names its product probable pseudouridine-5'-phosphatase. Lineage: Eukaryota; Metazoa; Arthropoda; Insecta; Diptera; Tephritidae. Gene Ontology annotation, molecular function: phosphatase activity. The record is from RefSeq and is a predicted model, not a curated record.